GGGUGUGCCAAGACAUGUUUGAAAGUUAGAUUAUUUACAUCUUACACCUCUCAGAAUCACCGCCUCUUUACCCAAUGUCUCCUUGAUAUACAGCAGAAACCAGCAUGCCUGGUAUCGUCCGCAAGAUUCUGAUCUUCGCUGCGCUUGAUGGCUUGGUCUUGCAGCCGUUGUCGCAUAAGGGACAGCGUCCUGCCUCGGCGACCAAAAUCGCAUACAAUGAGGCCAAUAUUGGGCCUGCGUUGAAGCAGCGGGAGGGUGAAGAUGAGGGAAGAUGUUUUGAGGCUUUUGGAAUUGUGGGUGAGUGUUGCCAUGGGGUUUUUGGAGGGGUUUGAUAGUGGGAACGUGCUGGGUGGAGAAGAGCGACCCCGCUGACGUAUUCUCGGUCGAAUAGGAUUGUUGACCGUUUCGAAAACCUCCUUUCUUAUUUCGAUUACGAGACGUCAACAAGUCGCUCAGAUACAAGGGAAGCCAAUUUAUGUGAUUACCGAGGUGGCCGUUACCCCACUUGCUUCUAGAGCAGAAGCCAGCGCCUCGAUCGAACAGACCAAGACUGCAUUGCAGAAAGGUGCCGUCGAUGGACAUGAGCUGGACGAACCGGAUAGUGAGGAUGAAGACGACGGAGCUAGAGGAGGCAGCGAUGAUGUCGAUGACCAGGAAGCACAACCUGUGGUGAUGAACUCUAGCUCGAAUGGGCAUAAGAUGACAAGUAGUGUUGCAGAGGAUGUGAUCUCCAAGAAGGGUGGCUAUGGAAGAUUUGCCAAGGAGUGGUUUUCGAAGAAAGGAUGGACUGCCGACCAGAGACGAAACCUCGGAAUGACUGCAUCAGAAGAUCAGAAUGCAGCCCUAAAGACGGGUGAAAGCGAGGCAGCUACGCCCAUAGGCAGUGAUGCCGGCGAUCAGAUUGACAAGAAUGAUGUUUUGGACGAGUCUGGCAAGAGAGCCAAAGAAGUUGCCGGCGCCCUAGUACCAAAAUUACUACGAACGGCGCAGUUAUACUUUGGCUCUUCGCGGAGUUUCUACUUUUCUUAUGAUUAUGAUCUUACUCGAAGUUUUCUGAAUCGUGGAGAGGCCGCCAAUACGGAGCUACAUCUCCAUGAGACGGCCGAUCCGCUGUUCUUCUGGAAUCGACAUAUUGUACAGCCUUUUGUGGAUGUUGGGCAAGGUCCUUUGGUUUUACCUCUCCUACAAGGAUAUGUCGGACAAAGGGAAUUUCAGAUGGAUAUAGAUCCCCCACAACCAAUUUUGGUUCUAGAUGGCGCUGAAAAGUGCUCUAUGGAAAUGAGGGAUUUGUCACCUCGAAUGUCCCAAGAAGGCAGAAUUCCAGACGUGGAUGGUGCUUUUGGGAACUUGAGGUAUCGAAGCAAAAGCCCGAUCAGACGGGAUACAAUGAAAUCGUUUUCAUUAACUUUGAUAUCCCGGCGAUCAGUGAAACGUGCUGGCCUCAGAUAUUUGCGACGAGGGGUAGACGAGGAUGGUCAUACUGCUAAUAGUGUUGAAACAGAACAGAUAUUAGCAGAUUCGGAGUGGAAUUCGACAAGCAAAGUUCACUCGUUUGUGCAGUUGCGAGGCAGCAUACCCAUUUUCUUUUCACAAACACCGUAUUCAUUCAAACCAGUUCCCCAGAUUCAGCACUCUGUAGAAACAAAUUAUAAGGCAUUUAACAAACAUUUUGACAACAUAUCCGCACGGUACGGCCGUGUUCAGGUGGCUUCACUAGUCGAGAAACACGGCCCUGAAGCUAUUGUUGGCGAACAGUUCGAAAAGUUUGCCACUCGGCUAAAUGAGUCAGGAGGGAUAGGCGAAUCGAAGGUUAAGUUUGAAUGGUUUGAUUUUCAUUCAGCUUGUCGGGGCAUGAAGUUUGAAAAUGUAAGUUUACUUAUGGAUAGUCUCGGAGAUCAACUUGAUGAAUUUGGAUUUACGGUGGAGGCCAACGGCGUCCAAACAUCAAAACAAAGUGGCGUUUUAAGAACCAAUUGUAUGGACUGUCUCGAUCGAACGAAUGUAGUCCAAAAUUACAUUGGAAAACGAGCACUGGAACAGCAGCUCAAAGAUGAGGGUAUCGAUUUCAGUCUUCAGGCCGACCAAACGAAUCAAUGGUUCAAUAUGUUAUGGGCGGAUAAUGGUGAUGCGGUAUCUAAACAGUAUGCUUCAACUGCGGCUAUGAAAGGCGAUUUUACUCGUACACGGAAACGAGAUUAUAAAGGGGCUAUAACGGACAUGGGUCUCUCGAUAUCAAGAUUCUACAGCGGGUAGGUUGCCACAUAAACAAGCUUACGUUUCAUUCGCUAAUUCCUUCACAGCAUCGUGAAUGACUUCUUCAGCCAAGCAGCAAUCGACUUCUUUCUCGGGAACAUGUCAAGUUUAGUCUUCAAUGACUUCGAAUCUAACCUCAUGUCUCGAGAUCCAGCCGUAUCCAUGCAAAGGAUGCGUCAACAAGCCAUAGAAGCCUGUCAAAAACUCGUCAUAGCGGAUGAAGACGAGGAAAUGAUCGGUGGAUGGACAUUACUCACUCCCAACGUGCCCAAUACCAUUAAAUCCUCGCCCUUUGAGGAGUCAAUCCUGCUCCUCACCGAUUCAGGACUUUACUCCUGUCGUUUCGACUGGAACAUGGAGAAAGUCUCCUCCUUUGAGCGUGUUUCUCUCGAUCAUAUCAUGGGGAUCAAGUACGGGACGUAUAUCACAUCAACCCUGACCGCCUCCCAAGCCGACGAAGCACAGAAUGUGGGAUUUGUGAUCACCUACAAAGUCGGCAAGAACGACAUUACACGUAUCAAUACACGCUCCAUGGCGAACGUUGCCCGUCCCGAAGUCGAUUUCCUAGGUCUGAAUGCCGCCUCUGUGCCCGCGCCGUUGGCUACUGGUAUCGCAGCGUUGAUCGGCCGUCCGCAAUCGCCAGCGGAUAGGGUCCUCGCGCUGAAGGCUCUGUACACCCGCUCGGCCGUGUCCAAGGAUGCGGACGCCACCCAGGGGAAUGCGAUGAGUGAGCUGGAGCAAGUCACGGGUAUCUGUGAGGAGAUUGAGAGGAUGAUUCGUGCUGGGAGGGUCGUUGAGGUGGGGAAUGAGAGGGAGAGGGAGGGCUUGGUGGAGAGGGGGGAGAUUAUCAGUCUAGCUGAAGCGCGGAAGUCUACGGGGUUGUUGGAGCAGCUGGGACAUAGCUUUAAGAAACUUAUUUGGGCGUGAGUGGGAGGUUGGAGUGGUAUUCUUUGUUCUCCUGCCUCUGUCUCCUAUUCUGAAGAAAUUGGACUGCGGUACUUCACGUAGUACAUACAGGGAGGAAGGGUAAGUGAGAGGGAGAGCUUCUGUUACCGCAGCCGAGGACUGAUGAAGAGGGGAUUGAGGCGCGAAGUGGGUUGUGUAGUGUACAUAAUUGUGGAAUAGAAAUAAUAUAUACCCC
This is a messenger RNA of Hymenoscyphus albidus, 3394 nucleotides long. Lineage: Eukaryota; Fungi; Ascomycota; Leotiomycetes; Helotiales; Helotiaceae. The record is from the annotation of a GenBank genome assembly.